Plasmodium gonderi is the source of this 605-nucleotide messenger RNA. RefSeq names its product variable surface protein. The record is from RefSeq and is a predicted model, not a curated record. The transcript is spliced from 2 exons. The annotation marks the transcript as partial. Lineage: Eukaryota; Apicomplexa; Aconoidasida; Haemosporida; Plasmodiidae.
UUAAGCUUUUAUUUGAUUAUUCAAAAGAUUAUGAAUACAUCAAACAUGACUUAAGUGAACAUCAGUUGUAUUGUAGUAGUGAAUAUAAGGCUACUGUUGAUAAAUAUACAGAAACAUUUAGGAUGUUAAAGGAGACAUGCAAAGGAAAGGAUAAACAGCGUUCAUAUUGUAAUAAUUUUCUUAAUUCUUUUAAAAGAGAAAAGUGGUAUGAAAUAUCUACAUUGUCAUGUAGUGAAAGGGUAGAUAGUGCUACUAUUGAAGGACUACUUGAACAACAAAAAAUAUCGAUACUACACAAUAAUGAACAAGAUGAAUAUAUUCUUACGGGUGAACAAAGCUUUGAACAUAUAAUUUCAAAUAAAACUUCAGUUUCUUCAACUUCAAUAAGUAUGGUCAUAGUUCCAUUAGUUAUUGGAAUGACAAUUUUUUCUAUUAUAAUGUGCAAAUUUACUCCAGUUGGAUACUGGUUAAGAAAAGUCAUAUUAGGAAAAUGUAAAAGGAGACGUAAUCAUAUAAUGGUUAAGAAUAAUAUAGAAAAUUUUUCAAUCCAUAAAGUUUUAGAUACGCAGAAAAGAUUUAAUUUAAGUUACGAUAAUGCAUAUUAG